Suncus etruscus (white-toothed pygmy shrew) is the source of this 2361-nucleotide messenger RNA. RefSeq names its product exostosin like glycosyltransferase 1 (gene EXTL1). Gene Ontology annotation, cellular component: membrane. The record is from RefSeq and is a predicted model, not a curated record. The transcript has 11 exons. NCBI's taxonomy places the organism in Eukaryota, Metazoa, Chordata, Mammalia, Eulipotyphla, Soricidae. The coding region runs from base 252 to 2249 and encodes 665 amino acids. Gene Ontology annotation, molecular function: glycosyltransferase activity.
GAGUGGGGGGGCUCUUGCUGGGGGCAAAGGUCGCCCUGUAGUCCAAAGGGUUUGAAUGCUGGUAGCCAAGGCCAGCAGGCUGGGCGCUCCCUGGCCUCCUUGUGUUUGGCUGGUGACUGCUCUUGGACCUACACAAGAGCCUCUUCUCCAGGACCCCCGUUUCUUCCUGUGGCGCCAUGUGGGUGCUGAACUAGAAGUUUGCUACCAGACUCCGUAGCCCACUUUGCCUGCAACCCUGUGGGGGUAGCCACAUGUGCUGGCGGAGAACCAAGUCCCUCUGGCUGGUGCUGUUCAUCUCCUGGCUCAUCGUCGUCCUGGGAGUCUUUCCUCUCCUGCGCCUGGUGGUGCCUGGUGGACCUCAGCAGGGGCCACCCCGAGGCUGGCCCCGUUGGCUUGACACAGCUUUCCUGCCUGGUUUCUCCCUACCUGAGGAAUCUCUGGGAAAUGCCCCCAGACGUCCUCUCGCACGCCAUCACGACAGCUGCAACUGGGGAACUUGUUUUGACACAUCCAAAUGCAGGAGUGGCCUCAAGGUAUAUGUGCACCCCCCUGCUGGCCCCAUCUCUGAGACUCACCGCGGGAUCCUGGCCUCCAUAGAGGGCUCCCGCUAUCAUACGGGGAGCCCGGCUGAGGCCUGUCUGCACCUCCUCCUCAGCCUGGAUGUCCGUGCUGGAGAGGGCAAUAGGGUGCCCCCACAAUGGAAUGGGGGCAGGAACCACUUGGUCCUUAGGCUGCAUCCAGAGCCCUAUCCCUGGACUGUCCAGCUUGGACAAGCGAUGGUGGCGCAGGCCAGCCCCACCCUGGACACCUUCCGGCCUGGCUUUGACGUGGCUCUUCCGCUCCUGCCCGAAACCCACCCGUUGCGUGGUGGGUUUCCUGGCCAGUUGAAGCAGCACAGCCCCCAGCCGGGGCUGGCCCUGCUGGCCGUGGCAGAGGAGGGGGGCGGGUGGCAUCCUGCAGGCACCAACUUUUCUGCCUGCCCCAGGGAGGUGUGCUAUCAACAGGACUCUGGAUUGGAGCUGACUCACACUGGGGCUGUGCUGCCCAAUGCCACCUUCUGCCUCAUUCCUGGCCACCGUACUGCUGCCUUGCACUUCCUCCAUGCCCUGCAGGCUGGCUGCAUCCCUGUGCUGCUCAGCCCUAGCUGGGAGCUGCCCUUCUCUGAAGUCAUCGAUUGGACCAAAGCGGCCAUUGUAGCUGAUGAGAGACUCUCACUUCAGGUCAUGGUCGCCCUCCGGGAGAUGCCUCCCACCCGAGUUCUCUCGCUGCGCCAGCAGACCCAGCUUCUGUGGGAUGCCUACUUCUCUUCAAUCGAGAAAGUCAUCUAUACCACCCUGGAGAUUCUUCAAGACCGGAUCUUGGGUGCCUCUGCUCACCCCUCACUGCUUUGGAACAGUCCUCCAGGGGCACUCCUGGCCUUACCCAUCUUUUCUACAAGUCCUUUGGACUACCCAUUCUACCAUCUACAACAGGGCUCUCAUACUGCAGACAGAUUCAAUGCCCUGAUCUGGGUUGGGGCUCUAAGCCAAGCCCCCCUGAAGCUCAUCCAGGCUGUGGCAGACUCCAAGCACUGUGCCCAGAUUUUGGUUCUUUGGAGCAGUGAGAGGCCACCUCCACUCAGAUGGCCAGAGACAGGUGUGCCCUUGAUUGUCAUUAAUGGACCAAGGAAGGUCAGUGAGCGCUUCCUCCCCUACAAUGCCAUCAGCACUGACGCCAUCCUCAGCCUUGAUGCCCACAGUGCUCUCUCCACAAGUGAGGUGGACUUCGCUUUCAGGGUAUGGCAGAGUUUUCCAGAACGGCUAGUGGGCUUUCUGACAUGGAGCCACUUCUGGAAUGAGGCCCGGGGUGUUUGGGACUACACAACUGAGAAGACCAAUGAAUUCUCCAUGGUGUGCACCUCAGCUGCUUUCUACCACAGGUAUUAUCACACCCUUUUCACCUACUCCUUGUCCAAGGCUCUGAGGACCCUGGCCGACCAGGAACCCUCCUGCAUAGACAUCCUAAUGAACUUCCUGGUGGCAGCAGCCACCAAGCUGCCCCCUAUCAAGGUGCCCUACAGGAAGCAGCUCCAGGAAGCAAGACCUCUGGUGGAGCCUGGACUGGAGCUACAGCAGGAGUGCAUCAACCAGGUGGUGGCAGGGUUUGGUUACAUGCCCCUUGUGGCUUCCCGCCUUCGUCUGGAACCAGUGCUCUUCAAGGAUCCAGUGUCCGUACUGCGGAAGAAAUAUCGCAACCUGGAGAAGCCCUAGAAGGAACUGAUGAAGACCUUUUGCUCUCACCGGGUCACCACUGGUCUGAGGUGGAAUACUCGGACACUAGGGACAUCUGGCGAGCCAAUCAGACCAAUAUGCCACAUCCCCA